AUGACUGACACCACGACCACGACCACGACAAGCACCCCGCUGCUCGAGCAGGUCCGUUUGGGAGAAUACGUCUCCGUCCUCACCAACCCAGAGGGUCCCGCAAAGAAGCUCAUCGAGGGAUACGUCACCUCCCUCUAUUGCUACUCCGAUUCACCUCAGCAACAUCAGCAACAGAAUGUCGAAACUGAAGACCAAGAAGAUAAAGAUAACGUCGCCGUCGCGCUAGCGGCUUUCAACGCCUUUUUGCAAAUAAACGUUACGGGUCCGGUGCCUGAUGGUCUGGCCCAAAUUGAAGGGGAAUUCGCCGACGCAGUAUCCAGCAAAACUACCAAGGAGAGCAAGAAGCCGCUGCAGCAGGCUAGGAAGCUUGUCUUUAAGACGCUGGAUGUUGAUGGUGUUUCUCUUGGUCUGGGUCAGGGUCUGGGUCUGGAAGGCGAGCCGCUUCAGUGGUUGAAGCUCAGGGUUGAUGUGUGGCAUUAUAAGCUUAUCACUCAGCCGAGCUUGGGACCGGGAUCAAUCUUCAAUAAAAGUCUGCAGUGGUGUGAGGUGCCUAGUUUGCAGGCUCAGAUCGAGCGGGGGUUGAAGGUUGUUGAGGCGGAAGUAUUGGGCGAGAAGAAGGACAACAAGGAGAUGGAAGUCAAGUGGUUGGUGGAAAAGGCCAAUGUGCAUAUCAUGCUCGGUCAGGAUGCGAAGGCGAAGGAGGCCAUUCAGAAGGCGGCCGAGGUUAACAAGUUCCAGUAUAUGCUCAGCGGUGCGCUUGGUAAGAGGACCAAGUUCCAGGAAAAGGCUACGAGUCAGCUUGUUGUUCUUGCAAAGAGCGCAGAGGAGAAGGAUGGCGAGGAGGAAGCGGAUGCCAAACCCAAGGCCUUGGAACUCAACGACGAUACUCUCUUGGAAGACCUGCAGUUCACCAAGGGCGAACUGGGCAAACAUGGCGAAACAGACGACAAGACUGGUCUUCCUGCGGCAUUGAAGGACCUCGAACCCGAUGCGCAGCCUCAGCUUUCUCCGCUGGAUCAGAUCAUCCUGCUCACGGAGGCGACGCUCAAGGACGCGUUCAGUCCCAACGAUACCCUUACCGCCGAGGAGAUCCUGCCUUUUGCCGUCAGAGUCAUCAGCGACAAGAGCACCAACUGGCAGAUCUACACGCAAGCGUUGCUGGUGAGGUCGCGCAUCGAGAUGCAUCGCUCUAGGACCAUGGAGCGCGGUGUCCUCCAGAUGCAGGCGGUUGUCGAUCAGGUUAUUUUCGAUACCACUGCUUCUGCUUCCCCUUCCGAGACAAACCCUGAAGAAGAGAAAAAGUCUGACGUCCCGGCUAUCAAGAUCUCUGCCGAGGGAGAGCUGAUCGAGGAUAAGGCGGCUGCCAACAAGCCCACUUCUUUCUUCCCCGCUGCUAAGCCCGAGGAUUCUGCGCCGGCACAUGUUCGCUUGCAGUACAUCCACGCCCUCUCGUCUCCUCCUAGGUGGCAUCUCGAGUCCGAGCUGGCCUACUCCUGGGCUGGCGUCGGUUCCUUGGUUUCCGCCGUCGAGAUCUUCAAGCGUCUUCGUCUGUGGGCCGAAGUUGCCCUCUGUCUCGCCGCCAACGCGCGCCACGACGACGAAGACGGUCGCGGCGCCGGCGGUGAAGAAAAAGGCAAAGCCAUCGUGCGCUGGCGCCUGUUCCACCGCACGGGCGUCACCACCGCCGAAGAGGAAGACGCCGAAGCCGACGACGAAGUCGAGAACGAAACCCUCGAUAUCUCCAACUUUAAGGAAUCCGACUUCCUCGGUCCCGAGCGCGUCCCGCCUCCCCCCAACGCUCCCCGCCUGUUUUGCAUUUUGGGCGAAAUGGAGGAUAAGCCAGAGCACUACGAGCGCGCGUGGGAGAUUUCCGGGCAUAGGUAUGCUCGCGCGCAAAAGAGCUUGGGCGAGUACUGGCUUUCUAAGCAAGAGAUCUUCAAAGCGCGCGACGCGUACCGCAAGGCUGUGGUCGUCAACCGCAUGUCUUCUGAGUUGUGGAAUCGGCUAGGCGACAUUUCGCUACGUCUAGGUGACUUCGCUGAAGCAGCUGAGUCUUUCUCGCGCGGUAUUGCUGCUGCAGACCCCAUCGCCGGCGGCGAAGAUGCGCGCACGUGGUCGAACCUUGGUUCAGCACUUUACUCCCUCUACGUCGAGCGGGUUAAGGAACUUAAAGCCGAGCGGGAAGCUGCCGCCGCUGCGGCAAAGGAAGUUGAAGAAGCUGACACUGAACCCCUCGCCGUCAAACCCUUUUCUAAGGUCGAAGUCCUCGACGACGAAGACGAAUCCUGCAUCGCCAACCCGUCCCAAUCCACCACCGACCCCAGCAAGCGCUCCCCUGCCACUCUCCUGCAACAGUCACUGGCAGCUUACAAGCGCGGCGCCUCCAUUGCUAACGAUAACUGGCGCAUUUGGGACAAUGUCAUCACCCUCGCGUCGCGCGUGCGUCCCCCCGCUGUGUCGGAGAUUUUGUUGGCGCUGAACCAUAUCAUUAAGAUUCGCGGGAGUGAGGACGCGCUGGAUAUUGAUGUUUUGCGGUUGUUGGUAAACGAGGCUGUUUUGAAGAAGGUGGCUGAGGGGGAGGGGGUGUAUGAACCCGGUCGCGGAACGCAGGAGCGGGCGGUUUGUGAACUUUUGGAAAGGCAGGUGGCGCCGUUGAUUACCAAGAGGGGUGAUUUUUGGGAGUUGUUGGUGAGGGUGAGAGAGUGGAGGAGGGAUUACGGGGGGGCUAUCGAUGCUGCUGAGCGGGCGUGGCGCGCCGCGCUGGGUGGUGCUGCUGCUGGUGGUGGUGGCCUGGCGGCGAGUGCUGCGACGGGAGACGGUGCUGAAAAGAGCUGGUUGGAGGAUGAGGAGGCUUGGGAGACGGUUGUCAAGAGCACGGCUCAGUUGGUCACGUUGUUGAAGGACUAUGGGCAGGGAGUGCAGGAGAUCGGGGCCAGGUGGAAGGGAAAGGCGAGGCUUGCGAUUAGGAGUGUUAGGGGCAAGGCGAAGGAGCCAUGGGAGGGGAGCGAAGGGUGGAACACGCUGGUUGACUUGUUGAGGGAGGUAGAGGAGGCUUGA
Messenger RNA from Sordaria macrospora k-hell, 3057 nucleotides. RefSeq lists its product as uncharacterized. Gene Ontology annotation, molecular function: protein binding. NCBI's taxonomy places the organism in Eukaryota, Fungi, Ascomycota, Sordariomycetes, Sordariales, Sordariaceae. The record is from RefSeq and is a predicted model, not a curated record.